This is a messenger RNA of Penicillium brevicompactum, 1521 nucleotides long. RefSeq lists its product as uncharacterized. Lineage: Eukaryota; Fungi; Ascomycota; Eurotiomycetes; Eurotiales; Aspergillaceae. The coding region runs from base 1 to 1521 and encodes 506 amino acids. The record is from RefSeq and is a predicted model, not a curated record. The transcript has 2 exons.
AUGAUCGAUGAAAACCUACCUACGUUCUUCUUUAAGAAGGACUCGAAACAGCCCCAGCUCAGCACGGUAUACCACCGUCAACAUGGAAACGACCCCGAACCUGCAUACACUCUCCGCGCCCUUGACCCCGCUGCCCCGACUUCCCAGAACCGCUAUGGAGUCGCCCUCUACGACCCCUACGUGACGGACGUCGUCUACGGCGAGGUCGCCGUCAUUCCAGAAUGGACUCAGCCAAGUCUAUCAGCGGAAACCAUUCGAGCAAAUGGUGGCGCUGCACCAGCCCCGGAACCGAUUCUUCCAACGGAGUUUACCGUCCAGCUCUACAACCCAGACCAAACGAUCACUGUGAAAUACCACACCAAGACGUGGAACAAGCCCGCCCGGUGGGAGUUUGAGAUGCCGCAGAAUACAUUCCGUGUUCCGUCGGGUUCAACGCUAGACCAGGGCCAGAUCGAUCCUUCUAUCGCAGAUAUUACCCCGAAGCUGCGGUUUAGCUGGCGCAAGGACGGAAAACUGUCGAAGGAUCUGACUUGUUUGCUGCAUGGGAAAACUUCUACCAUAAGCGAUACUCGCACGAAAAGUCGUGAACCAGAUAUCACAGUUGCUCUCUUUCAAGGACUGAAAGAGCUUACACUCUACCAACCAAAUCUGUACCGAGUGGAGAUGGAGGAUUUCAAGGGGUUAGAGGUGGUCUUGCUCUUGAUCACCAUCGCGAUUCGUGACAUAUUCUUCGGGCCCGCAAAGGAAGCAUUCCAUAUCUCCAAUAACCCAGCGCCAAUCACGCGCAAACAAACUGCGCCUGCUGCGGCCAUGGCUGCCGCAGCAACACCGGCACCCAUGGUGAAGUCCGACCGAAGACAUUCACAGGUCGGGCCUUCCGGAUCGGCAGUGAAUGGAAGGCCAUCGCCUCGUGUCCAUACCCCAAAUCCGACCUCUCCAGGCCCACAGGAGCGCAGACGACAAGACGAACUCGCCCUGCAGGAAGAAGAGCGACGAAACCAGGAGAUUCGGGCAGCGGAGCAAAAUCGGCGCCGACGAGAUGCCGAUGUGGAUAAGGAAACCAAGCGUCUGCAGAAGCUGUAUGGCAGGGAAGAAGAACAAGCCCGCAUGCAACGCAGCUCGACCCCAUCUGCACGCCCAUACCUCCCGCCCCGACACUCGGGCCCCCCGCAGCCCUAUUCUCACCAAUACUCGCAAUCCUCCAUGCAACUCUCCCAAGCCCGCCCCUCUCAUCCCCACCAACAUCCCCCAAAUGCCGUCCAAUUCGCCCAUCCCUACCAUACAGGCCGGAUGGACCCGCGCGCUCAGUCUUCCGCUCAACUCCAGCCCCGUCCACAGCCUAGGCCGCAGGCUCGGCCGCAGUCGGUGGCUUUCUACCAGCAACCUACCAGCAGUGGUGCGCUUCCUGCGCCCUCUAAGCCAGCCCAGCUGCAGACGAAAAAGAGUAGUUUCUUUGGCUUCCGUCGCAAUAAAGAGGAGACGGCUACAAAGCUGGCAAAAAAGAGGAGUUCGAUGUUUUGA